AUGGACAUCACCGCCUUUACCGUAGGCAACCGCGACGCUGCCCUGCUCAUCGCCGACUACAAUGCAUACCGCAAGCAACUUUCGCGACAACUGCUCGCUCUGCGCAAGCGUCUGGGCCGCUCUACCAACAAGGGCCAGAAGUACUCCAACAAGUCGACUGUCACCGCCGAAGAUGUCGCCCAGAACCCUCACUGCGAACGCGCUUGGGCCCACGCCAUGCACAUCAAGUCCAUCCACUCCGAAGACAAUCAAGGAAACGGCAUCACUGGAACCACUCGUUCUCACAUCGUCUCACGCUUUCACAAGGCCGCUCGCCUCGCCCAGAACCUUACCGACAUCCUAAAGGACUACCAAGCCUCAAAGACAAGCCACCAGGAUCUGCUCGAGGCCGAAGCCUACCGCGCCUCCCUCUCCGGAGCCGAACACUUCGAGAAGCAGUCCGAGGGUCGCGUCAACACCGAGAAUCCUUCGAGAUGGGAUUUGUGCCUGCGCGAGUACUCUACUGCCCGCAUCAUCUAUGCCACCCUGUUUGCUCAAGGGAACAAGGACCUCUUCCGUGAGAUCCUCGCCAGCGCCGUCGAUCCUGCUAUCCGCUAUGCCGCCUACCAAGCCCGCCUUCCUCGUUCCAUUCCCGUAUCUACAGUCGCUCUGCGCUACUUCCCCAAGGAUGACUCUACUCUGGUCGACCUGUUACAACAACUCGACUCCAACGCCCUCAGCGAGACCACUACGGAAACCACUCCCNAAAAUCUGGGCACAACCAACAUCCCCAACACGAUCAACUGGCGGUCCAUGACUGCCAACAUCGUAGACGCCUCAAUCGGUCAAGCUCUUGCUGCUGUCGCGUCUGCCGAACCCGAACUAAGCUCAUACCUCAAGUCUAAUGCUUCUGCGCUCACUCGAGACCGCGCCGGUGCCUACGAUAAUGUUCUUAUUGCCAGCCAGGACGCUGCAGAUGCCACUAGAAGAGCCAUCGAAGAAUUGGAGAAGGAAAAGGUAGACGAGGGCGACAACAGAAUGCAAGAUUUGCGUAUCACCAGUCUUGCCGUCAACUACGCUCUUGUCAGCUGGCGCGUGGGCAGAAACCGUGUUCUUAUUGGAUCCGAAGAUGGCAGACUGUUUGAGGAAAAGAAGGCCAAAUCCAGCAAACGCGCUCGUGACCAGCACAAGUCGGAACCCAGAGGGAGCCAACUUGCCCGUCUGCGCGAGAGAGUUGUGCUUUACGAUUCGACUAUCCAGAGCAUUGACUCUAUCAAGGAGUUGAGAGGUGCUAUGAGAGACGAGAGCUUUGUGCGCGAGGUGGACGGCAAGCGUGCCUACUUCCAGGCCUUGAGAUGCCUCAACAUUGCAGUUUCGCACGCUCUCUUGUCGGAGCAUGUCAACGCUCUUGCUCUGCUAGCCCGCGCUCUUGAACUUGCAAAGCAGUGUGCAAGCUCAUUACCAUCGACUCCAUCCGACUCAAACUCUGCGCCUACCCUCGACAUCCACAAGUCUCAAGCCGAUGCACUUCAGAAUCAGCUCCAGCAACUCGUGUACAGACAUCAAGCACUGGUGGACCUGCACAAGUUCCACGACAAUGCAGCUAUCGCAGCAGCCAAGCACAUGUCCACUGCCGCCCCUCUUGUCCAACGCCUCAGCGACUUCUCCACACCAGGCGUCAAUGUCAACCUCAAAAACCUGGUCACAUAUCCUCCCAAGAUCGAGCCGAUCCCUGUCAAACCAUUAUUCUUUGACGUCGCAUGGAACUACAUUGAUUAUCCGACCAUGGGCAAGCAAGUGGUGGAAGCAAAGGCGGCUGUGAGCAACGUGAUAGCCGAAGAGAAGCCCAAGGAGGAAAAGAAAAAGGGCUGGUUUGGAUUUGGACGAUGA
Molecule: messenger RNA, 1869 nt
Organism: Aureobasidium vineae
Lineage: Eukaryota; Fungi; Ascomycota; Dothideomycetes; Dothideales; Saccotheciaceae
Source: the annotation of a GenBank genome assembly